UAGAAAUUAAUUGGACAGAAUUACAGCUUUGCACUUUUCUGGAAAAAAAUAAAAAAAAUAAAUUACUAAAGAUUUUAUCUUCAUGAAUCAUGUGUUCAUCAUCAUUCAUUUAAAUAAUUCAAGUUUAAAGUUUAAAUAAAAAAUUGUAGAGAUUAUUAUGCAUUUGUGUAUAUAUAUUUGACAGAAACAACUCAAACAAUCAAGUCCCAGCAGACAACUUUUCUAUGUUUCUUGCAGUUUCUUUCUCAGUGGUUGCUUUUCUAUAUAUUUUUUUUCUUCUGUUUCUUGAUACAGUUCCUCAUUCCUCAACUCAAGUAAAAAAACCCAGUUCACUUUUGGAUCAGAUGUUCAGCAAAAGUGUAAUGAACAUUUUUAGGUGAAACCAACCUGCGAAAACAAGCCAAUCACAGAGAAGAAUUGAAAAGUUCCAUUUAAGAUAUUUGCAGAAGGAGAUUGAGGUUAGAAGAGGAUGAAGAACUCGGUGUCCGAUCAGAGUUUCUACAUUGAAAGUGAAGAAGAGGAAGAUGAGGAGAAAGUUAUUAACAAACAUGAUGGUGGAGAUGACGGAAAUGAAUCUGAUGCUUCUGAUUCUUCAGCUGAAAACCAGCAGCAAAACAAACCCAGUUCCUACAAUACUUCAUGGCCUCAAAGUUACAGGCAGUCCAUUGAUAUGUAUAGCAGUGUACCAUCUCCGAGUAUCGGUUUCUUGGGCACUCCUACACUUUCAAGAUUUAGUAGUUCAUUUCUUUCCUCAUCUUUGACGAGAAGGCAUACUCCGGAAUCAUUAUCUGCAGUGACAAAACCUCUACUACCAACAGAUGAUCAAAUACAGCCUCAAAGACGCAGUUCGCAUGCUUUGCUGCCUCCGAUCCCAUCGAGGAGACAAUCUGCAAGAGUAGAUGAUAAAGCAUCCAAGGUCUCCCAUGAAUUUCCAAUUUCUCGCCACAGCACAUAUGGACAAGCUGUGCUCAAUGGGAUUAAUGUGCUAUGUGGAGUUGGAAUCCUUUCUACCCCAUAUGCUGCCAAGGAAGGAGGAUGGUUGGGUCUUAUAAUACUAUUCACAUUUGCAGUGCUUUCUUUUUACACUGGACUGCUCUUGCGCCAAUGCCUGGACAGUGAACCUGGCCUUGAAACUUACCCUGAUAUUGGUCAAGCUGCAUUUGGUACCGCCGGUAGGAUCGCCCUUUCGAUAAUUUUAUACGCGGAGUUAUAUGCUUGUUGUGUUGAAUACAUAAUUUUAGAGGGUGACAACUUGUCAUCCUUAUUCCCAAAUGCACACAUUAGUUUGGGUGGAUUUGAGUUGAGCUCCCCGCGUCUAUUUGCAGUGAUGACAACCAUUGCUGUUCUUCCUACUGUUUGGCUCAGAGACCUCAGUGUUCUUAGUUAUAUCUCUGCUGGUGGAGUUGUUGCAUCAAUCUUGAUAGUACUCUGCUUGUUUUGGGUUGGCUUGGUAGACCAAGUUGGCUUUCAUAACAAAGGGACUACAUUGAACCUGUCUACUCUACCUGUUGCUGUUGGACUUUAUGGCUAUUGCUAUUCAGGACAUGCUGUUUUCCCAAAUAUCUAUACCUCAAUGGCAAAACCAAAUCAAUUCCCUUCAGUACUCUUAGCAUGUUUUGGAAUCUGUUCUUUGUUGUAUGCUGGAACUGCAAUUAUGGGGUACACAAUGUUUGGAGAAGCAACAGAAUCACAGUUUACUCUUAACAUGCCUAAAGAUCUGAUUGCUUCAAAGAUUGCUGUGUGGACAACGGUUGUCAACCCAUUUACCAAAUAUGCAUUAACCAUGUCUCCAGUGGCAAUGAGUCUUGAGGAGUUGAUACCAUCAAGCCAUCUCAAGUCUCACAUCUAUGCUAUCUUAAUUAGAACAUCAUUGGUGAUCUCAACCUUGAUUGUUGGUCUGACCAUCCCCUUCUUUGGUUUGGUAAUGUCAUUGAUAGGAUCUUUACUCACAAUGCUUGUGACCUUGAUACUUCCUCCUGCUUGUUAUUUAAGCAUCCUGAGGGGCAAAGUAACCCGUAUUCAGGCUACACUUUGUAUUAUAGUUAUUGCAGUGGGAGUAGUUUCAUCAGCCUUUGGAACUUACUCAGCUCUCUCCAAGAUUGUUGAGAAUUUGAGAAACUGAAAGCCUUUUUUUUUUUUUGGUUUAAAUUAACUUCCAGAGUUGCUUUGAUUAUAUAAGUACACAAAGUCUAUGCUGUGCUGUUUCUUUAAUUCCAAAUGUUUAGUCAAUUCUGAAAUUUUGUAUCCCUGUUUUGAA
Durio zibethinus is the source of this 2257-nucleotide messenger RNA. Lineage: Eukaryota; Viridiplantae; Streptophyta; Magnoliopsida; Malvales; Malvaceae. The record is from RefSeq and is a predicted model, not a curated record.